GAAAUGAAUCCUGAGAACUUUACUCACAAGACCAAUGAGGCUCUUGCGUCGGCGCACGAUCUCGCAAUGAGUUCAGGCCACGCGCAAUUCACUCCCAUCCACUUAGCCCACGCGCUGAUUUCCGAUCCCAACGGCAUUUUCGUGCAAGCAAUAAACAGUGCGGGCGGCGGUGAUGAAUCUGCACGCGCCGUGGAGCGAGUGUUGAACCAGGCAUUGAAGAAGCUACCCUGCCAGUCCCCUCCCCCGGACGAGGUUCCUGCGAGCACGAAUCUCGUGAAGGCCAUAAGAAGAGCACAGGCUGCGCAGAAAUCACGCGGCGACACGCAUUUGGCCGUUGAUCAAUUGAUCCUCGGAAUCCUCGAGGACUCCCAAAUCGGAGAGUUGCUGAAGGAAGCCGGUGUUGCGGCGGCGAGGGUAAAGUCGGAAGUGGAGAAGCUUCGUGGGAAGGAAGGGAAGAAGGUUGAGAGUGCUUCCGGGGAUACUAAUUUUCAGGCUUUGAAGACUUAUGGGCGUGACCUUGUUGAACAAGCGGGGAAGCUUGACCCUGUUAUUGGCCGUGACGAAGAGAUAAGAAGGGUUGUGAGGAUUCUAUCACGGAGGACUAAGAAUAAUCCGGUUCUUAUUGGAGAACCGGGUGUGGGAAAAACCGCGGUUGUGGAAGGGUUGGCGCAGAGGAUAGUAAGAGGAGAUAUUCCAAGCAACCUUGCUGAUGUGAGGCUUAUUGCAUUGGAUAUGGGUGCGUUGGUCGCGGGUGCCAAGUAUAGAGGGGAGUUUGAAGAGAGGUUGAAGUCUGUUUUGAAGGAAGUGGAGGAUGCUGAUGGGAAGGUGAUACUCUUCAUUGAUGAGAUUCAUUUGGUUCUUGGCGCUGGUAGAACUGAAGGGUCCAUGGAUGCUGCUAAUCUGUUUAAACCUAUGCUUGCUCGCGGCCAGCUUAGGUGCAUUGGUGCCACAACGCUUGAGGAGUAUAGGAAGUAUGUGGAGAAGGAUGCUGCAUUUGAGAGGAGGUUCCAACAGGUUUUUGUUGCGGAACCGAGUGUGGUGGAUACCAUUAGCAUUCUUCGUGGGUUGAAAGAGAGGUAUGAAGGCCAUCAUGGUGUUAGAAUUCAGGACCGGGCUUUGGUUAUGGCAGCUCAAUUGUCUAGCCGGUAUAUUACUGGGCGUCAUCUUCCUGACAAGGCAAUUGAUUUGGUUGACGAGGCUUGUGCAAAUGUGAGGGUGCAACUUGAUAGUCAGCCUGAGGAAAUUGAUAACCUUGAAAGGAAGAGAAUGCAGCUAGAGGUGGAACUUCAUGCUCUGGAGAAAGAGAAGGACAAGGCUAGCAAAGAGACAGAGAUAGAGAUAGAGAUAAAGACAAUAUUUAUAAUGUAAAAAAAAUAUAGAUAUGAAGACAAAAUGAAAAAAAAUAUAGGUAAGAUAAUGUUUAUAAUGUGUUAGGAAGAAAGAGAUAAAGUAAAACAUG
Molecule: messenger RNA, 1459 nt
Organism: Glycine soja
Lineage: Eukaryota; Viridiplantae; Streptophyta; Magnoliopsida; Fabales; Fabaceae
Product: chaperone protein ClpB1-like
Exons: 2
Coding region: 4-1368 (454 amino acids)
Biological process (GO): cellular response to heat
Cellular component (GO): cytoplasm
Molecular function (GO): ATP binding; ATP hydrolysis activity
Source: RefSeq, a predicted model, not a curated record